AUGGCGACUGCACGAACCCGAUCGCUCCGAAUCGUCGCCAUCGCCGUCGCUCUCGUCGCAGCUGUCGCCGCUGCCGUCGCAAACCCCUCUGACGAGCCCCAGGCGUUCGACGCGCCACUGCCGGGAAGGGCGGCGCUGGAAAAGGCGGCGGGUGCGCAGAUCAGCGGCGGAGCGCUUCCAGUCUUCGGCGGAGGAAACUGGCUUCCGCGUCCGCGCGGUGGCGGAAAGGGCGGAAAGGGGGGAAAUGGCGGGAGUGGCGGGCGCAUGCGGGCGACGUGGGGAGUGCCUCUGCGGCUGCGCGCGGCAUGGGGGAGCGCUAAGUUCCGCGUGAAGGCACGGGACGCGCUGGGGCGGCUGACGGGCGCGCGCGGGGUGGCGGUGACGGCGCAGGGGCGCGCGGAGCAGCUGAUGGCGGCAUGGGCGGGACGGCGAGGGAGGGAGGGAUGGCGGAAGGGCAAGGACGUGUGGACGCAAGUUGCGCGCGACUGCGUCUCUCAGUUGGCACUCGCCAAGGCGAGCAUGGAUGAAGCAGCGGUGAUCAUCAACACGGGCGAGGGUGACGUGGCAGAUGCGCGCAUCAGCCUAUCAAGUGCUGCCACGUUGGCGGGCGACUGUCUGGACUCCUUCCGCACCUUCGCUGCUGAUGGCGCCACCAGCGAACCCGCCCGGGCCGUGCAGGGGUGGGUGUGCGGAGGGGGGGUUGGUGGUGCGUGCAUGCAGUGUGCUGUGUUCACGCCAGCCGCCACUACCGUGCAGGGCUUUGGAUGCAAUGGUGGGGUAGGAGGCAGUGGUGGUGAUGCAGUGCGGUCAUUCCAAGUUCCAACUCAUGCCUCUUGCUGCCACCCAACCAUCAUCCCUUACUGCUCUCUCUCUCCCCACGCUCUAAGCACCUCAGUUCAUUCGUGCUAUUCCUCCACUAUGGAACUCGUCACUUGCUCGCUUCAACUCACCACCAACCAUCCCUCCCUCCCCAUCCCUUGCCCUCUCUACCCCAUGCUCUGCGCCAUUCUCGGUCCCAUGCAUGACGGCGAGCAGCAAGCAGCGGGGCAGUUGAGGGAGGCGCUGAUGGCGCUGCAGCAGCAGGCGGCCGACAUGGCCACCAUCGUUGCCGCCUCCUCGCCCCCCCCGCUCUCCUCGCCACUAUUCUCCCCCGGCCCCGCUGCCAGCCCUGCAAGCGACAGCAGCCCUCCAGCUGACAACAGCAGUGGCGCUGAUGCUGCCGAUGGUGCUGCAAGCGACGGCAGUGGCAGUGGUGCUGAUGGCGCUGGCACUGGUGGUGCCGCUGAUAGUGGUGGUGAUGGCAGCGAUGGCAGUGCCGGUGGUGAUGGUGACACUGCUGCUGGUAUCAGUGGGUUCACGAUUGCACAAGUUGCCACAGCCAGCACCACAGCACCGUCGCGCUCACCCGUCAAGUCAAGGAAACACCCUGCUCGCAACGCCACCCGCCCCUCCGCCUCUGUUGCAGAAGUCAACUCCACCGCCCCUGCUCCCCCUGGCCCUCCGCCCUCCCCCCUUUCCAGCCCCACGCCUCCCCCCACUCCCUUCUCUUCCCUCCCCCUGUCACCAUCGCCUCCCUCCUCGCCCUCCUCGCCCUCCUCUCCCACUCCUCCGUUUCCUCCUCCUUCCCCUCCUCCAUCUCUCCCUCCCUUCCCUCCUCCCUCCCCUCCCCCCUUCUCUUCAGUGCCUCCCUCCCCACCUCCCUCCCUGUCCCCCUCCUCGCCCUUCCCCUCCCCGCCUCCCUUCUCGCCCUGGCCCGCCACACCUGCUGCUCCAUCGCUGCUCCCCCUCCCGCUGCUGCCCUCUCCUCCCCCAUCCAUCCCCGCGUGCUGCACCUGCACAUGCGCCUGUGCCCCCGUCCUGCCCCCCGCCUCCCCUCUGACUUCUCCCCCCCCUCCUCUCUCCACAUUGCCCCCCCUCCCUCCUCCUUCUCCUUUCCCUCCACCUCAGCCUCCUCCGCCCCUCAAUUCCCCUCCACCUUCUCCCCCUAUCCCGCCCCCUUCCCCUCCUCCCCCGCCCCCUUCCCCUCCCUCCCCGCCCCCUUUCCCUCCUUCCCCUCCCCCUUCCCCUCCUUCCCCACCCCCCCCCCCCACCUUCCCCUCCACCCUCCCCUCCUUCCCCACCUUCCUCCCCUCCUCCCCGCCCCCCCACUCCUCCUUCCCCUCCCCCCUCCCCUGCCUCUCCCCCCCCUUCCCCUCCUCCUCGCCCCCCUUCCCCUCCCCCCCGUCCCCCUUCCCCCCCUCCGCGUCCCCCUCCUCCUUCCCCUCCCCCUUCCCCUCCCCCACGGCCCCCCCCUCAACCUCCUCGCCCCCCUUCCCCUCCUCCCUCUCCUCCGUCCCCCCCUCCGCGUCCCCCUCCUCCCCCUUCCCCACCCCCCUCCCCUCCGCCCUCCCCACCCUCACCGCCCCCCUCUCCGCCCUCCCCACCCCCCUCACCGCCCUCCCCGCCCCCAUCCCCGCCCGCACCACCGUCCCCGCCCCCCGCGCCCCCCUCACUGGCGCGGCAGUGGACGCAGCGCCAUCCACCCCCAGGGGGCGCUUCAUAGUGUUUGUGGCGCCAGGCGUGUACACGGAGACGGUGCGAGUGACAAGGAGGAACGUGACACUGGUGGGGGCGGCACCCGAGGCAACGGUGAUCACGGGCAGCGCCAGCGUGGUGGGCGGCUCCACCACCUUCAACAGCGCCACCGUUGCCAUCACGGGAUCGGGCUUCCUGGCGGUGGGGGUGCGCUUUGAGAACACGGCGGGGGCGGCCAACCACCAGGCCGUGGCGCUGAGGGUCACGGCGGACAACUGCGCCUUCUUCGACUGCCACUUCAUCGCCUGGCAGGACACGCUGUACACACACAGCGGGCGGCAGUACUACCGCAACUGUGUGGUGAACGGGUCGGUGGACUUCGUCUUUGGCAACGGUGCCGCCGUGCUCGACAACUGCACGCUGCAGAUCCGCCCGCAGCCCAACGCUGUGGUAACCGCGUCGGGGCGCACCAACUCCACGGAGCCCACGGGCAUCGUGAUCGUCAACUCCCGCGUGGAGGGUGAUGUGGCACAGGCGCAGUUCCUGGGGCGGCCGUGGAGGCCGUUUGCACGCGUGCUGUACAGCAACAGUGUCAUUGGCUCCUCUGUGAGUGUGCCACACUGCUAG
This is a messenger RNA of Closterium sp. Naga37s-1, 3141 nucleotides long. Lineage: Eukaryota; Viridiplantae; Streptophyta; Zygnematophyceae; Desmidiales; Closteriaceae. The record is from the annotation of a GenBank genome assembly.